Messenger RNA from Scheffersomyces amazonensis, 1482 nucleotides. RefSeq names its product DUF3112 domain-containing protein. NCBI's taxonomy places the organism in Eukaryota, Fungi, Ascomycota, Pichiomycetes, Serinales, Debaryomycetaceae. The transcript has a single exon. The record is from RefSeq and is a predicted model, not a curated record. Bases 1 to 1482 code for a protein of 493 amino acids.
AUGGUUGUAUAUUUCAAUAAUACCCUUCGGUAUGAUCCUCAAUAUACUACUGUUGAAGGAGUUGUCAAUUUAAUUCUUCGAAUGGAAAAUUAUCCAGCAAGAGGUACGGGAAUUUCCAAAUUAGUUGAUUUGGUACAUAAUCUACUGGGACCCAAUAUUCCUCCUACAGUCGUUUCAUAUGUUGUUGGCCUUCAAAAUAAUUUAUUUGGUUCAUAUCCUGGUACUGACGAAGUUGGUCCUAGUAUUCUAUUUACAGUAUUAUUUUUCAUUAUAACACUAAUGCAUUUGCUAUUAUUUGUCAUAAACUUUUCAAGAGGUCAUUUCUUUUGGGUUUCAAUUGGAUGGAUAUUUUAUGGAUUAAUGAGAACUGUUGGCUUUGCGUUAAGGGCAGUAUGGGCAAGUGAUGUUACAUUAAUUGCUAUCGGUUUGACUAGUGAGGUUUUAUGUAUUGUUCCUUCCAUCAUUAUUGUAUCAUUGAACUUAAUUUUGGCCCAAAGAUUAUUCACAUGGAGACAUCCAGUUGGUGGUUCUAGAAAGCUUUUCUGGGGAUUCAUGUUAACUACUUAUGCUGUUGUCAUUUUGUUAAUCGGAGUGGUCAUUUUUGGUUCUUUCAUUCCGUAUUUAUAUUUUUUGAAUCAAAGUGCUUAUGAUUCUUAUCGAGUUGCCGUCAAAUCAAUUUCUAUCUUAGUCAUUGCCUACAGUUUAACUUCUAUUGCUUUGAUUGGAUUAUCAUUCUGGCUUCCAACAUCUAAAGAUGAAAAUUUGUAUACUUACCAACCAUGGUGGAUUGAAAGUUUCAGUCCAUUUUAUUUUGUACAACCAGGAGCUGCACAAAGAGCAGAAGAAACUUUUAUGAAAAGAAAUCAUAAUCAUAGGCAUGCAAUCAGAGUUAUUGCGGCAACUCACCACCAUUAUAAGAUGGUUAAAGGUUUGAGUAAUGAAAGAGGUGACUUGAAACAUAACAUUUCUUUAUUAAUUAUUAUCAUAUCUACGGUAUUAAUCUUUAUCGGUGCUGUUGGAAGAUGUGUUGUUACAUUCCAAUAUAGCUUUAAUAGGAAUGCAUCACCAGCUGCCAGUAAGGCAUUUAUGUAUAUAUGUUGGGGUGCUUUUGAAGUCAUUAUCAAUAUAUUAUAUAUUAUUGGUAGAGUUGAUCUUAGAUUCUACAGACCUGACAUAUUACCCCGGAAAGUCAGAUCAAUUAUUACAGCCGAACAAUCAUAUUAUCCAUCUGAUUAUGAGGAAGAUGAAGAAUCGAUUGAAAAGGAAGGUUCAGAUCACAAUCGUUAUGACAGUUAUCACCCUCGUGAAUCAGCUAAUGGUUAUGAAGAUGCAGAUGACGAAUCACACGAUAAUGGACAUUGGAAUUUCGUCGAUGUUGACGUGGAUGGAAGUUCAAUAUCUAGUCCAUUACCUAGGGCUCCAUACCCUCAUAAAGAAAAGGGCAGAAUGAGUAAUGAUAACGACUCUGAAUUUAACUUUUAG